AUGCCCUCAGGCGGCUCGCACCAGCGGUACGACGAGACGAUCCGGACGACGAUCACGCAACAACUCGAGGCGGGGAUCCCGUGCAACAAGAUCGCGUGGUUCAACCGGGUGUCGACGUCGUUCGUGUCGCAGCUGAACGUGCGCCGCAAGACGCCGGCCGACGUGCUCGCGGCGGCGGCGGCGAACAAGAAGCGGCGCGGGCCCGUCGGCAAGAUCUCGCGCGAGGCCCACGACGCCAUGGUGCGGUUCGUCGACGAGAGGAGUCGGAGUCGCAGUCGGAGGAGUAUGAGUAUGAGUAUGAGUACCGAUGGUUCGAACUCGAACUCGACGACGACGACAUCAACGACACCUUGCACGCACGCCGAGGUCGCCGAGUUUCUGAGGGAGUCGUUUGGCGUCGAGGUCAGCGGGCCGACGAUCAGUCGGACAUUGAAGAAAUGGCGGGUCGAGAGGGAGAGGGAGAGGGAGGCGGAGCAGGCACGUGAGCGGGAGCGCGAGCGUGAGCGUGAUGCCCGUUUGAGAGCGGAGGUCGCGGCCCUGGUCGCUGCUGGCUCGACGGUUGAUGAGCUCCGUGCUGUGUCGAGGCGCUUGCGAAGGAGCGUGCUGGAGCUACUGCCUCAGGUGCAGCAGUACUAG
Exophiala bonariae is the source of this 636-nucleotide messenger RNA. RefSeq lists its product as uncharacterized. The record is from RefSeq and is a predicted model, not a curated record. NCBI's taxonomy places the organism in Eukaryota, Fungi, Ascomycota, Eurotiomycetes, Chaetothyriales, Herpotrichiellaceae. The transcript has a single exon. Bases 1 to 636 code for a protein of 211 amino acids.